Xenia sp. Carnegie-2017 is the source of this 2084-nucleotide messenger RNA. Its product is annotated as nuclear protein localization protein 4 homolog. Lineage: Eukaryota; Metazoa; Cnidaria; Anthozoa; Malacalcyonacea; Xeniidae. Gene Ontology annotation, cellular component: nucleus. Gene Ontology annotation, molecular function: ubiquitin protein ligase binding; ubiquitin binding. The transcript is spliced from 15 exons. The record is from RefSeq and is a predicted model, not a curated record. Bases 109 to 1965 code for a protein of 618 amino acids. Gene Ontology annotation, biological process: ubiquitin-dependent protein catabolic process.
AGUAUGUGUGCCGGUGCAAGUGAAAAUGUUUUUUAAAUGUAAGUCGAAAUUUGAAAUGAAAAGGAAAAAUAAUAAUAAACAAAUUUAACAUAAGCUCAAGGAGUAAAAAUGAGUAAACCGAUUUUGAUCCGUGUACAGUCGAGGCAUGGCACGAAACGUAUUAACACUUUUCCAAAUGAAAGUGUGCGUAGAUUUCUUGAAAAAAUUAGAGAAGAAUUUCAGCUUUCCGCAAAUACCUGGAAUCUUUACUUAGAUAGAGGAAAAAAUAAAAAGAUUCCUAAAAGUUCCAAGCAACCUUUAACAUCGUUGAACUUAAGACAUGGAGACAUGGUGUAUCUUGAUGAAGCUGUACCCACCAAGAGUAAUGGUGUUGAAACGCUACAUCAUGAAAUGAAUGGUAAAGAUAUUGCUAUGAAUGGCACAAUAACUUCAAGAAAUGAGAUUACAGAUUCUGUGAAAGAAGAUCCAAUUGAUAUCUUUCUCUCAAAGCAAGAUGGCUUAAUACACAGGGAUAAAGAUCCUCAAUUAUGUCAUCAUGGACCCAAAAGUAAAUGUGUUCAUUGCUUUCCACUUGAGCCAUACGACGAGACAUAUCUCAAGAACAGGGAGCCACCAAUCAAACAUUUAUCGUUUCACGCUUAUCUAAAGAAACUCACUCAAGGACAAACAAAAGGAAAAUAUGCCGUCCUUGAAAACAUCACGUGUAAGAUAAAACCCGGAUGCAAAGAACAUCCCCCAUGGCCUGAUGGGAUAUGCACGAAAUGCCAGCCUAGUGCCAUUACUUUAAAGAGACAGGAAUAUAGACAUGUCGACAACAUUAUGUUUGAAAAUCCUUUCCUGGUGGAACGAUUCUUGAACUACUGGAGGAAAACUGGAAAACAGCGGUUGGGUUAUCUCUACGGUCGUUAUGAAUACCACAAGGAUGUUCCUUUAGGAAUCCGUGCAGUUGUUGCAGCUAUAUAUGAACCACCGCAGGUUUCGGAAAGUGACAGAGUGCAAUUGUUAGACGAUCCUCAAGCGUCAAUUCUCGACGAGGUUGCAAAAAAAGUCGGUGUGGAGAAAAUUGGGUGGAUAGUCACCGAUCUUGUUGCCGAAAAUCUUCAACUUGGAACCGUCUGCCAUCUUCGUCAUAAAGACACUUAUUACGUCAGUGCCGAGGAAUGCAUCAUGGCCGCCGACUUUCAAAACAAACACCCGAACGUUUGUAAACUUUCACCAAAUAACAAGUUUGGAUCGAAGUUUGUCACUGUCAUCGUGACAGGGCAUAAAGAUAAACAAAUAUCGUUUGAUGGUUGGCAAGUGUCCAAUCAAUGUAUGGCAUUAGUUAAAGACGAUAUUCUAUUCCCGACUAAAGAUGAACCUGGCCUGGGCUACAUAAGGGAAUCAACCAGUAAACAAUAUGUCCCGGAUGUCUUUUAUAAGGACAAGGAUUCAUACGGAAAUGAGGUAACGCUCCUUGCCCGUCCUAUGCCGAUAGAAUACGUCCUUAUAGAGGUUCCUGCCGCAUUUCCAAAAGACAACCUGUACACUUUCCCCGGUGGUAACGGAGAUCCAUUUCCGCUCGCAAACCGCCAAGAACUCGGAGAGAUUCAGGAUAUCCAUUCUUUCGCCAAGUACAUAAAGUGUCAACCUCGCACUAAUUUCCUGAACGCCAUGUCUGAUUUACAUUUGCUGACUUUCAUGGCAACCAUCGAAUCAUUACCGCUUAAGCAUUCCUUGGACAUGUUAUUGGAAGCUAUAAAAACAUCAGACGAAGGUAAAGCUCUUGACUGGAGUAAGAGUGAAGAAUGGGCAAUAGUAGAAGAAUUGAUUCAAUCACAAGUAGAUGUUGGAGAGCAGUCACUUGGUGCUGUAGACACAACAAUGACAGAUGGUGGAGUUGCUCAAUGGACUUGUGAACAUUGUACAUUUAUCAAUGAAUCUGUGAACAAUAGCUGUGAAAUGUGUGGUUUGCCACGUAAUUGAUUUUCACAGAAUUUUCAAUUUUCACUGUCCAUAUGUUAAAAACAUAUUUAUAUUCUUCUAGAGUAAGUAUGCAAAAUUUCUCAAGAUGUUCUAUUAAUUUUAUUUUUAAGCAGGGCUCA